UCAAUGACGCUCUGCUUACAGAGGAAGGCAAAUAUUAGAAAGCUGACAUACAACAAGAAAACUAAGGAGCUCCAUUUGAGAAAGAUAAAACGGCCAUUUUUAGCAUGGCUGUUUUAUGGCUGAUCCAGUUUGCCACUUUUACUCUCAACAUCCUUUGGGGAAUCCUGUUUGUCCUGGCAAACAAAGACUUUUGUGGAAGUAUUUUUGAAACUCGAGUCGACCAUGCCUUGGUGGGUCAUGUUAUCCAAACGACUGUUGUUGUGGACGAGUUCGAAUGCCAGUUAAAAUGUAUGGGAAAUUACAGCUGUAAAUCGAUCAAUGUUCAUCCCGGUGACAGCAAUGGAAAACGAAGCUGUGAGUUGAAUAAUAAAACACGAAAGAUGAAGCCAGGUCAUUUUAAAAAAAAGCAAGGAUCUACAUACUACAGCUCUGUUCAGGCCUCCUGCAUGGAUGCCUCUCGCGGGCGAAAACAAACAACUGAAAGCGGCCAGUGUCAUCCAAGAUACAAAGGGAAACAUUGUGCAACACCUACCAGAGGCUUAUACUUCAAUCAGCCUGGUCAUUCCUGUAAGGACAUCCGGGACUCAGGUUUCUUUCAAAAAGACGGAGAGUACUGGAUCAACCCUGACAAAAAUGGAAGUUCCUUAAAAGUAUUUUGCGACAUGACAACUGAUGGAGGAGGCUGGCUCCUAAUCUAUAACGUUAUUGCUGGAGGAACUGUGCCCCCCACCAACUUGACCAUUGAAAAGACAUAUACAGGAGUCAGUCUUUACAGAAACAACAGAUUGGUUCUCUCUCCUGACGGUAUGCGAGAGCUGAGAUCCCGCAUAUCUUUCACUCAGCUGAGAUUCCACUGCCGUAAAGAGCAACAUGGACGAACGUUUCAUGUCAAAACGGCCGCGAACAGCUCUGGUGAAGCUGUAGCCAGGUUCUUUGCUGGUGAUACCGAAGUUUUUCCCAAAGCCUGUGGUUCAUUUGAAAAACUCAAGGGAGAUAAUUCAGUCCUUGCAAGUAGAUGUGCAGAAUGGGGGAUGGAAAAUGGCGUGUAUCAUGUUGGAAAAUGGGGACAUGAAGGGCAUAGGGAGCUGUAUAUGUUCUCAGCAUUUAUCAAGUAUUACCAUCAUUGGAUCACGUGGCCAGGCAAUAACAGAUGGCAAUGUGAUGACAUGGCGAACAAUUUGUCGCGCGGCGACUUUUGGAAGAUUUAUGUCCGCUAGUUAAUGCAACGCUUUGCGACUCUUCCAUGGAAACUCCCAUAACUAACGUUGAAGCAGCAAACGAAGAUGCGUUAAGGUUACAGCAUCAUGAACUUUUAGCUUAAGAUUUUUGCACCUGUCAAAAAUUUGGUCUUUAUCCGUAAAUGGUGACCUCCUCAUAUUUAAUUUACAAGUCAUCUUCUGAUAAAAGAGUUAAUUUUAAACAUCUUUUAAACAAUUUAGCCUCUUAACACCUGGGCAAAACAAAACUUAAAUGUAAUAUCUAAGUAACAGCGUAUCUGAAGGCACUAUUGUUGUAUUCUCAGAAACCGUCGGGUCUCUCUCGGGAAUUGGGUUUUUUUGCAUGCCAUAAACAUUAUUUCUCCACUUGUUAUGUAUGUAUUGUUAUCAAUGGGAAGAAUCGCAAUAUACACCUGAAGCACGUCACUCAAGUUAUCAGGGGCGUGAACUUUAUGCAGCCCAUACUCUUUGUUUGUUUUGCUGUAACAGUAAUUCGGCAUACUAUAACACAAUUUAUACCGGUUAUUGACCAAUCAGGGAUAAGAUGUUUUGUUGUGAGUAUAAUAUAACAAUUUAUCAGUCCAAUAACCUUCCAUACGACUCCU
This is a messenger RNA of Pocillopora damicornis (cauliflower coral), 1822 nucleotides long. RefSeq lists its product as uncharacterized. The record is from RefSeq and is a predicted model, not a curated record. Lineage: Eukaryota; Metazoa; Cnidaria; Anthozoa; Scleractinia; Pocilloporidae.